AUGACAAAAUGUAUUGUUUUGAUAUGUGGACCACCAGCAUGUCUUAAAUCAACACUUGUACAAAUACUUCAGUUGAUAUUAAACCAUGAUCAGAUUUUAAAACUUGAAUAUUUAUGUAUAAAAAAACUUUCUGAAAUUCUAUUAAAAAAAAGACUUGAAAAUAAAUUUCAGUAUAAUUAUCUUUCAUUCGAUAAUUUAUUUUCUGGAUAUGAAAAUGAAAUAAUUGAAAAUGAAUUGAAUUGGAAAUCUUAUCGUUCAUUAAUUGCUGAUGAAAUUGAAAAAAUAAUUUUAUAUAAUACACAAAUAAAAUCAUCAACUAAUUUAAAAUAUUCUUCACAAAUACUUGAUCGUCUUUAUCAAUCAUUAAAAUGUAGAGAUAAUGAAAAUAUUCUUAUCAUUGAGGAUAAUUUUUAUUAUUCAAGUAUGCGUCAUCGUUAUCAUCAAAUUGCUCAACGUGCACAAAUUGGUUUUGUAUCAAUUCAUCUUUAUUCCAAUAUAUCUACUGCUUAUCAACGAAAUGAAAAUCGUGAUAUAUCUAAACGAGUUUCAAAUUCUUCAAUAGAAAAUAUUUAUUUAAAAUAUGAAUUAUCACAUGAUGAUUUUUUAAUUAAUACAACAGAUCGAGGUUUAACAACAGAACAUUUACAUAGAAUUCUUCAACGUAUUAAACAAGCUUGUAAUGAACCUGAACAACAAAUAAAUAUGAUUGAUGAAGAACAACGACGAAUAGCUACAGAAAUUAAUCAACAAAAUAUGAUUUAUCAAAUAGAUCAAAGAUUAAGAAAAUUUAUUUCAAAAUAUUUAAAAGAACAAUUUUCUAAGAAUGAUAAAUUUCAAAUAGUAAAUGAAAAAAAAACUUUUGCAGAAAUGAUUAAUAAUAAAAAACAAAAAUUUUUAGAAUUAAUUAAACAAAGAUUUAUUUUAUUGAAUGAUAAUGAAAAUAUAGAAAAAAUAUUUGAACAAUUUUUACAUGAAAAAUAA
Molecule: messenger RNA, 981 nt
Organism: Adineta steineri
Lineage: Eukaryota; Metazoa; Rotifera; Eurotatoria; Adinetida; Adinetidae
Source: the annotation of a GenBank genome assembly